Miscanthus lutarioriparius is the source of this 3537-nucleotide messenger RNA. NCBI's taxonomy places the organism in Eukaryota, Viridiplantae, Streptophyta, Magnoliopsida, Poales, Poaceae. The record is from the annotation of a GenBank genome assembly.
AUGGAGCUAAGACCUUUGAUAGGCAAAUACUGGGCAGCAGCAACCCUCCUGCUGCUUGCAGCUGCUCUGAUGCUUAGCACCUCAUGCUUCGCCUCUUCCAUUGCCAAACCUUCACCUCCUGCUGCCACAGCCACCACCAACUUCUCGGACCACUCCGUGCUCCUCACGUUCAGGUCACUCAUAACAAAGGAUCCCUUUGGAGCGCUGUCCUCAUGGGGCAACAAGUCGCUCCAUUUCUGUAGAUGGCAAGGUGUGGCGUGCGGGAAGCAUGGCCAUCGUCGUGGUCGCGUUGUGGGUCUCGACCUCGGCUCCCUCGGUCUGGUCGGUACUAUCUCUCCUUCCAUCUCCAACCUCACGUACCUCAGAAGGCUCCACAUGCCAAUGAACCAGUUUAGUGGGCACAUACCACAUGAGCUCGGCCUUCUUGGUGAUCUUAAGCAUCUAAACCUGAGUGACAAUGCUCUUGGGGGAGAGAUUCCGGUUGAUCUUUCUCGCUGCUCAAAGCUCCAGACCAUAAGCCUGUGGUAUAAUAACCUCCAAGGAACAAUUCCAGCCAACCUAAGCCGCUGUUCAGUCCUCAGAACAAUUGAACUUUUUGCUAAUUAUCUUGAAGGAGAGAUACCGAGUGAGAUUGGUACACUGCAAAAUCUUGAGCUCCUCAAUCUUUUUGACAAUGGCCUAAAUGGUAGCAUUCCCCCUGAAUUAGGUAACUUGAAAAAAUUAUACUUGCUUGAUCUGAGCAAUAAUGGCCUUACUGGCUCCAUCCCAGCAGCAAUUGCCAAGCUUCAUUCUUUGCAGUACAUGGACUUCGGGAAUAACAAACUGUCUGGAUCUGUUCCAGCUUCUUUAAGCAAUCUCUCCUCGUUGUCAUGGUUGGUUCUAGAAAACAAUAGUCUCUCUGGAACCAUCUCACCAUCAUUUGGUGACCUUCCUUAUCUUAACACUUUCAGUUUAGCAGGCAACAACCUUGUUGGGGACAUCCCUCCAUCAUUAGGUAACCUUUCUUUCCUCACUGAACUGAGAUUUGCAAGAAAUUAUCUUAGUGGAGUAAACAUGCUCACAGGCACCAUUCCUCCAUCAUUUGGGAAUCUUCUUAAUCUAGUUUAUCUUGGUUUGCAAUUCAACAACCUCGUGGGGGUGAUCCCGCCAUCGUUAUUUAACAUUUCCUCUCUUCAGAAGUUGGACAUGCAAAAUAACAGGCUAGGUGGAAUUUUGCCAGACUAUUUUGGAGACAAGUUUCCUCAUCUCCGGGGACUUGCGUUGAAUGGAAACAAAUUUCAUGGCCACAUCCCUUUAUCACUUUUCAACUGUUCAAUGCUCAACAUAGUUCAAUUAGAUAAUAACUCGUUCUAUGGCACAAUUCCUUCAAGUGUAGGAAACCUCAAGAUUUUGUUGAAACUGCGCCUGGAUUACAACAUGCUAGAGGCAAAUCAAGCUGCUGACUGGGCCUUCUUGGACGCUUUGACAAAUUGCAGCCAUCUACAAGUCCUGCAAUUGAGUUUCAACAGGCUUAGGGGUGUUCUACCGAACUCACUCUCUAAUCUUUCUACCAGUCUGGAACGCCUUGAGAUUCUCAACAAUGAGAUAGAGGGAAAUAUACCAGAGGGAAUUGGAGGACUCACCAAUUUAAUGGCGCUUUACAUGGGUCCAAACCUCCUCACCGGACCCAUACCUUCUUCUCUUGGUACGCUUUCAAAAUUGAAUGUGAUAUCUCUAGUUGAAAACAGACUAUCAGGGGAGAUCCCACCGACACUUGGAAAUCUCACUCAGUUGAUUGAACUCUAUCUAACUGGCAAUGAACUUACCGGGCAAAUUCCUCCAUCUCUUGGAAAAUGCUCAUUGGGUAUAUUAAGCCUUGAUAAUAACAAUCUUACCGGCAAAAUACCAAAUGAAGUUUUCUUAGCUGACACAAUAAUAGAUUUAAGCUUCCAGAACAACAUGCUAGUAGGCCCAAUACCUUCAGAGCUUGGUUUGUUGAGGAACAUGGUAGUUGUUGAUUUCAUGGGUAACAUGCUAACUGGUGAAAUUCCUGUCUCCAUCGGAGGCUGUCAAAGCUUGCAGUAUCUUUAUGUUAGACAGAAUCUCCUUCAUGGUUCAAUUCCUUCUACAAUGAAGAAGUUAACAGGCCUUCAGGAGCUGGACCUUUCAAGCAACAACCUAUCUGGGACCAUUCCAGAGUUUUUUAGCAGCUUUGCUGGUCUCACAUAUCUGAACCUCUCCUUCAACAACUUGAUAGGUGAAGUUCCAGAUGCUGGGAUAUUUCAUAAUGCAACAGCAUUCUCAAUUGUUGGAAACAAUGGUCUGUGUGGUGGUAUCCCGGCAUUAGGUUUGCCACCAUGCUUGAAGCAAUCAACGAGAAAGAAAAAAUUUCCAAGGUUACCAGUAGUGGUGUCAGUGUCAACAAUUUUAUCUCUCAUCUUCAUAUCUUUUCUCAUAUUUCAAUAUGGGAAACAUAAAUCUAAUAAAAAACAAUUAGAUCCAAUAGCUUCUAGCAGCCAACUACCAAGAGUUUCUUAUGCUGAUCUGUCUAGAGCAACAGAUGGGUUCUCCACUGCAAAUCUUAUUGGUGAAGGAAGAUUUGGUUCAGUGUACAGGGGAAAUAUGAGCCUCGGCGAACAUAGUAUUGUUGCAGUGAAGAUACUCAAGCUCCAGGAGAGGGGAGCAUCCCAUAGUUUUCUUGCAGAAUGUGAAACCCUAAGAUAUCUUCGGCAUCGGAAUCUUGUGAAGAUCUUAACAGCCUGCUCAACUAUAGAUCCAAGACAAUAUGAUUUUAAAGCUUUAGUUUUUGAAUAUCUACCAAAUGGCAAUCUGGACAAAUGGCUGCAUGUUAACAAGGGCGAGCAUGGUGGUCAACAAGCUCUGAACCUUUGUCAAAGGCUAAGCAUUGUCAUCGAUGUAGCAUCUGCAGUGGAGUAUCUUCAUGAUUUCAAGCCAAAGCCAGUUGUCCACUGUGAUCUUAAGCCAAGCAAUAUCCUUCUGGACAGUGACAUGGUGGCUCAUGUUGGCGAUUUUGGUCUAGCAAGGUUCAUAAAUCAACAAGAUAGAAAUCAAUUUCAGUCAUCAGGAUGGACCGCAUUUAGGGGGACCCUUGGAUAUGCCGCUCCAGAAUAUGGAAUUGGCAAUGAAGUUACCACCUGUGGAGAUGUCUACAGUUAUGGAAUACUUUUACUAGAGAUGUUCACUGGAAGAAGUCCUACUGAAGAAAAUUUUCAGUCAGAAUUAGACCUUCAUAGUUUUGUUGCGGCAGCAUUUCCUAAUCAUCUUGAGGUUGUAGCUGACCACAAUCUCAUUCCAUUAAGUGAAGACACGGAGAGGGACCCAAACUCACUUCUUAACAAGGAAGCAACACUCUCAUGCCUUGCUUCCAUUCUGAGGAUUGGCCUCAUCUGUUCAAAACAACUACCUGCAGAGAGGAUGCAAAUGCGGGACGUUGUAAAAGAACUUCAUAAAAUCAAAGAAAGACUCUACCCAUUAAGAAACAAUGAAGGCACAUUCGAAAGUCAGAUAGCAGAAAGAACACAGGAGCAAGCACAUUGA